This is a messenger RNA of Arabidopsis arenosa, 1837 nucleotides long. NCBI's taxonomy places the organism in Eukaryota, Viridiplantae, Streptophyta, Magnoliopsida, Brassicales, Brassicaceae. The record is from the annotation of a GenBank genome assembly.
AAAUCAGAUCAUAAAGAACCAAAAACAAAAGCCAAAACAUUUUUAGACAUGGCAAUCACAAAAGAGAGAAGAAGCUUGUUGGUUUCAAUGGUGAUCGUGGUCUUCUUCUUCAACUUUCACCAUCUUCAAGUCAUGAGUUGUCCAGAUCCGGCAACGACCAACUGUACGGAUCAGGACAGGAAACUAUUGGAGUUUCCAUUGAAUUUAGAGUACCUUGAAGCUGAGUUUUUCUUGUUCGGAGCAUUAGGGUUUGGUCUUGAUAAAGUCGCACCAAAUCUAACAAUGGGAGGGCCAAGUCCUAUUGGAGCUCAGAAAGCUAAUCUUGAUCCUUUGACAAGAGAUAUUAUUUUGCAGUUUGCUUGGCAAGAGGUUGGCCACUUGAGGGCAAUCAAGAAAACGGUGAAAGGAUUUGCAAGGCCACAACUUGAUUUGAGUAAAAAAGCAUUUGCGAAAGUGAUGGAUAAAGCCUUUGGAGUGAAAUUUGUGCCACCAUUCAAUCCUUAUGCCAAUUCUUACAAUUACCUCAUAGCUUCUUAUUUGGUACCUUAUGUUGGUCUCACUGGAUACGUUGGCGCUAACCCUAAACUGCAAUGUCCAGCCUCAAGAAAGUUAGUAGCAGGACUUUUGGGAGUAGAAUCGGGUCAAGAUGCGGUAAUAAGAGGAAUGUUAUACGCUCGAGCGGCACACAUAGUCUAUCCUUAUGGUGUCACGGUCGCGGCUUUCACGGAUAAGAUUUCUGAUCUAAGGAACAAAUUGGGAAAAGCGGGAGUGAAAGAUGAGGGAUUGGUCGUACCUAAAUUCAUGGGUGCAGAAGGACAAGUGAUUGGGAAUGUAUUGGUCGGUAAUGAGUUCUCCCUUUCGUUUGAUAGAACACCUGAGGAGAUUCUACGGAUUGUGUAUGGAAGUGGAAAUGAAAGUGUUCCUGGUGGAUUUUAUCCUAAAGGAGCUGAUGGAGAAAUCGCUAAGUCUUAUUUGGUUACUGUUGGGAGGGUUGGUCUUGAUAAAGUCGCACCAAAUCUAACAAUGGGAGGGCCAAGUCCUCUUGGAGCUCAGAAAGCUAAGCUUGAUCGUUUGACAAGAGAUGUUGUUUUGCAGUUUGCUUGGCAAGAGGUUGGUCACUUGAGGGCAAUAAAAAAAAGAGUGAAAGGAUUUGCAAGGCCACAACUUGAUUUGAGUAAAAAAGCGUUUGCAGAAGUGAUGGAUAAAGCAUUUGGGAAAAAAUUUGUGCCACCAUUCAAUCCUUAUGCCAAUUCCUACAAUUACCUAAUUGCUUCAUAUUUAGUCCCUUAUGUUGGUCUCACCGGCUACGUUGGCGCUAACCCUAAACUGCAAUGUCCUGCCUCAAGGAAGUUAGUAGCAGGACUUUUGGGAGUAGAAUCUGGUCAGGAUGCGGUGAUUAGAACAAUGUUAUAUGCUCGGGCUUCACACAUAGUCCAUCCUUAUAAUGUCACGGUCGCGGCCUUCACGAAUAAGAUCUCGGAGCUAAGGAACAAAUUGGGAAAAGCAGGACUAAAAGAUGAGGGAUUGUUGGUGCCUAUAGCUAAGGGCGCAGAAGGAAAAGUGUUGGGGAAUGUAUUGGCUGGGGAUGAGUCGUCUCUUUCUUUUGAUAGAACACCUGAGGAGAUUCUACGAAUUGUGUAUGGAAGUGGAAAUGAGAGAGUUCCCGGUGGAUUUUAUCCUAAAGGAGCUAAUGGAGAAAUUGCUAAGUCGUAUUACUAGUGGGAAUGAGGUUUUAGUUUUAGUUGGAGUUUAAUUUCUUUUGGAGUUAUAUGAGAGAUUAAAAAAAAUGGUCGUAUUAUUGUAAUAAAUGUUGUAUGAAUGAACUUUUCACAAUACA